UGAUGACUCAGGCAGCUCAUGAGGAAGACAGACAAGAUCCUCACUGAGUUUAGCCAGUUCUACCAGGAGCAGUAUGGCGUUGCCCUCUUUAACAGUGUCCGCUUUGAGAUUGAAGGGGGAACGGGACCCCAGUCCCAACUGUUGCAUCGGAAGGUGCCUCUGGAGGAUCGGACCAUCUUCUCAGGCAAUCUCUUCCAGUACAUAGAAGAAAACAAGAAGUGGAGGAACCGUUUCAGCAUCGUGCCCCACAACUAUGGGCUGGUGCUGUACGAGAACAAACUGGCCUACGAAAGGGGUCUGCAACCCCGAAUUCUCAUCAACAGUGCUGGCUACAAGAUCCUCACCUCCUUGGAACAAUAUUUGGAACUGGUCAGCCACAACUUAACGGGCUCCACAUCCAAACCGAGCCAUGCUUCCAUCAUCAAAUGCCCCACCCAGUUCCCCCUCAUCCUUUGGCAUCCUUAUGCCCGGCAUUACUACUUCUGUGUGAUGACUGGCAAGGAGCAAGACAAGUGGCGGGCGAUUUUUCAAGACUGCGUGCGCCACUGCAACAAUGGAAUUCCAGAAGAGUCCAAGGUGGAAGCUCCAGCAUUCACCGACGCCGUGCGUAUGUAUCGCCAGUCAAAGGAGCAGUACGGCACCUGGGACAUGCUUUGUGGCAACGAAGCCCAGAUCUUGAGCAAUCUGGUGAUGGAGGACCUCCUGCCUGAGCUGAAGAAUACAAUUGGCCCCCGGCUGAAGGGCAAAGACCAGGAGAGGAACCGGGUGUGGACUCAGAUCUCAGAUGCCGUGUACAGGAUGGUAUACGACCAGGCAAGAGCCUAUUAUGAUUCGUUAGUGACAAAAUGUGAGCUUCAGAUUCCUGGAAUGCAGAGCACCAUCCGGACAGAUAUGGAUCAGAUCAUCCAAUCCAAGGAGCAUCUGGCCAACAAAAUCCGAGCCACUGUCCUCUCUAAAGCUGAGGUCUGUGUCCGGAAUCACGUCCAACCAUACAUCAGUUCCAUCCUGGAAGCCCUGAUGAUCCCCACCAGCCAAGGCUUUGCUGAAGUGCGGGAAGUGUUUUUCAAGGAAGUCACUGACAUGAAUAUGAACAUUGUCAAUGAAGGAGGGAUGGAGAAGCUGGGAGAGUACAUGGAAAAACUUUCCCAGCUAGCUUUCCAUCCGGUCAAGAUGCAGUCCUGCUACGAGAAGAUGGACCAGUUGAAGCUGGAAGGUCUGCAGCAGAGGUUUGAUGUCUCCAGUGCCUCUGUGUUCAAGCAGCGUGCCCAAAUCCUGAUGAGGCAGCAAAUGGAUGACACCGUCUACACUUUUGAGACCCUUCUCCAUCAGGAGCUGGGGAAGUCGUUGAGCAAAGAUGAACUCUGCAAGACAAUUCAGCGCAUCCUGGAGCGGGUGCUCAAGAAAUACGAUUAUGACAGCAGCACGGUGAGGAAGAAAUUUUUUCGGGAGGCUCUGCUGCAGGUCACAGUCCCUUUCCUGCUGAAGAAGCUGGCUCCAACUUGCAAAGGGGACCUCUCAAGAUUCCAGGAGCUGAUUUUUGAGGAUUUUGCCCAGUUCAUCCUGGUGGAAAACACAUAUGAAGAGGUGGUCCUGCAGUCUGUCAUGAAAGAUAUCAUGAUGGCUGUGAAAGAGGCAGCCAUUCAGCGAAAGCACAACUUGUACCGUGACAGCAUUGUGAUGCAUAACAGUGAUCCCAACCUCCACCUGCUUGACGAGGAGACGCCCAUCAACUGGGGAGAGGAAUAUGGUGGUGAAUCAGACUCGGACCCAUCGGAUGAGAAGCAGCACCGGGCCAGACAAGUUGUCUCAGUGAUCCACACGGACGAAAGUGCUCUGCCCUAUGAAGUUACGUCCUUGGAAGAGUCUUCAGAUGCUCCAGAAUCAGAGGGGUCAGAUUGCUGUUCUGUUCCUCCGACACAGGAUCCCUCUGACCCUGUGAAGGAGCUCCGUACGUUGCUGGUGAAAGAGAUCGAGAUCCCAGCCGUGGAUGGCGAUAGGGCUGAGGAACAGUUGCACAAUGGUACUAUUACCCAAGAGAGCGCAGGAGCCCCAGAGCACAGGGAGGAGAAAGAGGAGACCGCCCAAGCAGAGGAUGGCUGUCCCACAGAAUCCUCCACGGAGCUCAGUGGAGAGAAACAGGAAGCUCCAGCCCCCUCACCAGCUGCCCCCACACAAUUGCCUUCCCCAGCUCCAGAUGGAGGAGCCCCAGCCGAAUGCUCGGAGCCCAGCAAUAAAGAGACAGGCGAGGAAGAGGUGUCCGCCCAAGCCAGCCAGGCAGAAACAGAACCCCCGCUGGAGAACAGCCACGGGGUCACAGAUGAAAGCGAAGGGGUGCAGACUCAGUUCUAGACCCGCCCCCCUUGUAAGAGGAUUCCUCGUGGCCAGAUGAACACCGAAGGGAGACCAGAGUUGGGGACCCUGUGAGACUGGGGAAUGGCAGAGGCAAGUUGAUCCAAGAGCAUCCUAGGCUGGUUUAGGAGCAUCUUUAGCUUUAGAUGCACUCGAUUCUUCUGGAGAAGUUCUGCCUUUGGGGGGUGGGUGGGAAGGGAAGGAAUUGCAGUGGAGGAACCCCAGAACCCCAGAAUUCAUGUUCUACAUCUCACUGCCUCUUGGGUCCAGGGUGAUUUUUCUUGUCUUGAACUGGGGUGUUUUCCCCCACUACUUCUUCCGACUUUGGCCUACUCAAAGUUGGAUUGUUAUGAUCAGAUGUUACUGAGAAGGGACUUAAUCUUAGAUGCUAACAAAUGCCUGGAGCAUUGGAACAGAGAGAAGCCAUUGGGUUUCCCCGUCUUGAUCCAGACUGGUACUAAUUUGACUUUUUGUCCCAUAAUUUGGUUUGAUGCAUCACCCCUUUGCCUUGCUCCCACCUUUGAUGAAAGAGGGCUCUUUCUCCUGGGGGGGGGGGGGUCACCUCUUUCCCUCACCAUUUUUCACUUUUUGCAUUGGUUAUCUCUUAAUUUGCCCUUCCCAGGGCCAAUGCAGAGUUGUUCCAGUCUCAUAUUCCAGAUGAUUUUAGCAAAUCAUCCCAGGGUUGCUGAGGAAGGCGGUGAAAUUGCAUUCUUCCCCCACCUCCAUCCCUGUCCAAAAGUAGGCAGAGAUGGAGAC
Messenger RNA from Python bivittatus (Burmese python), 3105 nucleotides. NCBI's taxonomy places the organism in Eukaryota, Metazoa, Chordata, Lepidosauria, Squamata, Pythonidae. The record is from RefSeq and is a predicted model, not a curated record.